Messenger RNA from Benincasa hispida (wax gourd), 2434 nucleotides. RefSeq names its product ATP-dependent DNA helicase 2 subunit Ku70-like protein (gene KU70). Gene Ontology annotation, biological process: telomere maintenance; double-strand break repair via nonhomologous end joining. The record is from RefSeq and is a predicted model, not a curated record. Gene Ontology annotation, cellular component: Ku70:Ku80 complex; nucleus. Lineage: Eukaryota; Viridiplantae; Streptophyta; Magnoliopsida; Cucurbitales; Cucurbitaceae. Gene Ontology annotation, molecular function: damaged DNA binding; DNA helicase activity; double-stranded DNA binding.
AUUUUUGACCAAAUUUCGAUUUCCACCGAGCGGCGAUCCAAAUUUUGCAAAUCCAUUUAAACGACCGUUGUCACUUUGUAAGAGACGAAACUUGCAAGAGAAGCAGUAGGCUGCGACGGGAAAGAACUCUUCACCUCUUCUUCUCAAACUCGCCAUGGAUUUGGACCCAGAUGAGGUUUUCAGAGACGACGAUGACGAUCCCGACAAUCCACUCUUUCAGGAAAGGGAGUCGACGAAGGAAUUGGCGGUUUACUUGGUGGAUGCUUCCCCUAAAAUGUUCAGCACGACUUGCCCCUCCGAAGAUCAAAAGCAAGAAACCCAUUUUCAAGUUGCUUUGAGCUGCAUUUUGCAGUCAUUGAAGACGCAGAUCAUUAACAGAAGCUAUGAUGAAGUUGCUAUAUGCUUUUUUAACACAAGGGAAAAGAAGAAUUUGCAGGAUCUAAAUGGUGUCUUUGUGCUUAAUGUCAAUGAGCGAGAAGAUCUUGAUCGACCGACAGCAAGGCUUCUAAAAACCAUUGAUGGCAUAGAGGAAGUAUUUAUGAAAGAGAUUGGAAGUCAGUACGGUAUUGUUUCAGGUUCUCGUGAGAACUCUCUUUACAAUGCUUUAUGGGCAGCGCAAGCACUGCUGCGGAAAGGAUCUGCAAAGACAAUUGAUAAGCGGAUUCUUUUGUUUACAAAUGAAGAUGAUCCGUUUGGAAGUAUCAAAGGUGCUACUAAAUUUGAUUUGAUAAGAACUACAUUACAGAGGGCUAAGGAUGCUCAAGAUCUCGGCAUUUCAAUUGAACUUUUCCCGCUGAGUUGCCCUAAUGAGCAGUUUAAUCUCUCUCUUUUCUAUGCUGAUUUGAUUGGACUAGAAGGGGGGGAGCUUGCUCAAUUUUUGCCUUCGGCAGGAGAUAGAUUACAAGAUAUGAAGGAUCAACUGAAGAAACGAAUGUUCAAGAAACGUAUAGUCAGGAGACUCAAAUUGUCUAUCACCAAUAAAUUGUCAAUUGAUGUUAAUAGUUAUGCAUUGAUUCGUCCCACCCUUCCUGGAGCAAUCACUUGGCUUGAUUCUAUCUCAAAUCGUCCACUGAAGACAGAGAUGUCAUUCAUUUGUGCGGAUACAGGUGCAUUAUUUCUGGAACCUUCAAAGCGAUUUCAGCUUUAUAGAAAUCAGGUAAUUAAAUUCUCUGGGGAGGAGUUAUCUGAAAUCAAGAGAGUAUCUGCUGGACAUCUUCGGCUUCUAGGUUUCAAGCCAUUGAGUUGCUUAAAAGAUCAUCACAAUUUACGUCCAUCAACAUUCUUAUAUCCUAGUGAUGAGGAACUGGGUGGUAGCACUUGCAUCUUCAUUGCCCUCCACAGGUCCAUGGUGAAGCUCAAUCGUUUUGCAGUUGCGUUUUUUGGUAGUCCAUCUCGCCCCCAGCUAGUUGCUCUUGUGGCCCAAGAUGAGAUCAUUACUGCUGGGGGACAGGUUGAGCCACCAGGAAUGAACAUGUUAUAUCUGCCUUAUGCUGAUGACAUCCGACAUGUUGAGGAGCUUCAUCCGGAUCCAGACAUUGCACCUAGAGCGACUGAUGAUCAAGUAAAAAAGGCUGCUGCUUUAAUGAAACGCAUCGACUUGAAAGACUUUUCAGUUUGCCAGUUUGCCAAUCCUGCCUUGCAGAGACAUUAUGCAGUAUUGCAGGCUUUAGCCCUGGAAGAAGAUGAGAUGCCUGAGGUUAAUGACGAAACAGUCCCUGAUGAAGAAGGAAUGUCUAGACCUGGGGUGGUAAAGGCAUUAGAAGAAUUCAAACUAUCGGUUUAUGGGGAAAAUUACGAGGAGGAAGCUGAAAAAGAAAAAGUGAGUGAAGCUUCAAAAAAGAGAAAAGCAGUAUCUGAGACUGCUUCUCAAAAGUGUAAGGAAUAUGACUGGGCUGACCUUGCAGACAAUGGAAAGCCGCCACGCCACGUCGUGGUUGCCUACUGCAUGGUUAAACCAGAACUUUUUGUUUCUCUCGUUGCAUGGUACAAAACCACCCACCACAUUAUUUCGACCUCUUUAAAUGUUUUCUCCAUGACUUCAGUUGAAGGAAUUGUCGGUUGUCGAGUUGAAGUAUUAUUUGACAGCACAUGAUCUUCCUGUGUCUGGAAAGAAGGAAGCCUUGAUAAGCAGGAUACUAUCACAUAUGGGAAAGUAAUGCAGUUGAGACAAAAUCCUUCACAGUCUUCUUCUAUGCCUUGUAACAUGUAGAAUGAAAGAAAUUUUUUGCUUCUUCUGGGAUGGGGAACAAGAUUUGUUUAUUAUCAUUAUUUUCUUUAUUUUUGGAGAAAAGAAAAAGACUACUCUUAAGUUAGCUUAGGACACUUGCAAAGUACAAACUAUCACGUUGCCAAGAAACAGAGGUCUGAACUGGUUUUGGAGCCAUUUUAAAAAGUAUUAUGAGUGAAAAAAAAUGGUUUUUAUUUAUUUUAUUUA